Messenger RNA from Hevea brasiliensis (rubber tree), 1414 nucleotides. RefSeq names its product U-box domain-containing protein 8. Gene Ontology annotation, cellular component: cytoplasm; nucleus. Lineage: Eukaryota; Viridiplantae; Streptophyta; Magnoliopsida; Malpighiales; Euphorbiaceae. The coding region runs from base 94 to 1215 and encodes 373 amino acids. Gene Ontology annotation, molecular function: protein binding; ubiquitin-protein transferase activity. The record is from RefSeq and is a predicted model, not a curated record. Gene Ontology annotation, biological process: protein ubiquitination. The transcript has a single exon.
UCUCUCCCCCGAGCAGUUCCAAAAACCUCAUAAAACCCCUCCCUUCAACGCAGAGAGAAAACUGGGAAAUUACAGAAACCAGUUCGAGUUAAAAUGGCUACUCAGUUACCGGACGAUUUCAAGUGCCCGAUUUCUCUCGAGAUAAUGUCCGACCCAGUAAUUCUCUCAUCGGGUCACACCUUUGACCGUGCUUCUAUCCAACGGUGGCUUGACUCGGGCCACCGUACUUGCCCAAUUACUAAGCUACCUCUUCCCGACCAUCCUCCUCUCAUACCCAACCAUGCUCUUAGAAGUCUGAUUUCCAAUUAUACCCUCCUCUUCCCUCCAAAAUCACAGCUUAACGCUUCACCGCCGCCAUCAAAACCACAGCCUCAAACCCUAUUCUCCACUCUCACUUCUCCGUCUUCUCCUCUCAACUCCAAGCUUGUCUUGCUCUCUCAGCUCACGAGACUCACCAAGCUCGACCAUGGCCUUCGCCGCCAGCUGACAGAGUCUGGAGCCGUAUCCGCUGUUCUCAACUGUGUCAGCUCGCCGGAGUCGGUCCUCCAAGAGAAAGCCCUCUCUCUAUUACUCAAUCUCUCUCUCGACGAUGAUAAUAAGGUGGGUCUAGUGGCGGAAGGUGCAAUUGGCCGGGUCGUCACAGUUCUACGGGUUGGAUCGCCGGAUAGCCGUGCCAUAGGUUGCACUAUCUUGACCAGUCUGGCAGUCGUAGAAGUAAACAAAGCGACAAUUGGGGCGUAUCCAAAUGCAAUUCAAGCGUUGGUCACGCUACUAAAUUAUGGGAAUGGUAGAGAGGUGAAAGAAGCAGCAACAACGUUGUAUGCUAUCUGUUCAUUUCUGGAUAACAGAAGGCGGGCUGUGGAAUGUGGGGCGGUGCCAAUUUUGGUGAGGAUAGGCGGGAUGGGUCUGGAGAGAGCAGUGGAAGUCUUGAGUAUGUUGGUGAAGUGUAAGGAAGGGAGAGAAGAGAUGGGGAGGAUUGGUGGGUGUUUGAGGGUUUUGGUGAAGGUGAUUAAGAAUGGGAGCAAGAGAGGGAUUCAGUGUGGGCUUUUCACUUUGAAUUAUUUGUGUUGUUACAGUGAGGAAAUGUGUGGCGAAGCCAAGAGAGAAGGGGUUUUGGAGAUAUGUUUGGGGUUGGUGGAGGAUGACAACGAGAAGGUAAGCAGGAAUGCUUUAAGUUUGGUGCAAACGCUAAGUGGGUGCCGCUUGGUGGAGUGAUGGAGGGUCGCUUUCGGUUAUGGAUGGAGGUGAGUUGGGGAUUUUUGGGUUUUUUUUUUUUUGGGAAUGGUUCUCUUCUUUGUUGGAUAGUUCUGUGUACAAAUGAAAGAAAAAGGAUUAGAAUUUGAUGAGGGAUAGUUUCCUUCUUUUUGGGGAAAAAAAAAUUUUUGUACAUUUAAAUAAAUCUCUCUCAGAAUUC